CCCAGACAAAGCAAUGCCCAUCUAGCACAAUCAAGAGCUGCCUAAAAGAAGGACAUCGACGCCGAUCGCACUUGUGCGGCACUCCCACGGCUGUAUGGACGGGAUGAUGACCUGCGGGGUUGCAUCGAUGGAAGGGAUCGUUGUGGGAGAAUGAGCGGCGCGCGCUUUUCGCACGGCGGAGCCGUAUAAGCGGUCAUUUCGAAUACUCAUGCCUGCCGUCCGAGUUGGUUCAAUCGCCUGCCCGUACAGGACAGCCAGGACAUCUGAGUCGGUCGUCUCCACGAUGGAAUCAACGUCAAAGGACAGCUCGAGCCAACCUCUGAUGGAUGAUUCACCCAUCUCAACACGAUGGCAGAAGCAUGAUGGUUCUCGGAGCCGCUUCCCUUGGCCGAUGAUUUGUCUUUUGUUGGUUGUGACGAACGUGUGCACGCUUGUUGUCGGAUUCGCGGUCUACGUCUCCCGUCCGUGGCAGCUGUGUGAUUCGAGUGUGGAUCAUGAUCCUUGGUUUGGAAGCAUUCCAUACAGGCAAGUUCUUUGGGAGCAGGACGACCGGUUCGUCGACACAAACCCCAAGGUGUUCUACAAUCAAACCACAGGGGACGAACACUCGAUAUGGGCCGACAUCUACCCAAGCGGCUGGGUUGCAUUGACUAGUCAACCUGGCAAGGAGCUCAGCGGUGGCGCGCUCCUAUCAGAAUGGGGAAGCGAAGACGAAGAGUGGGAAGAGGGGACGCAAGCGUGGGCAACGACACUGAUGCAUCAGAUCCACUGCCUGGGAACACUCAAGUCGGCCUUCCACCUCCUCCAGCAGGGCGAGAAGCUCGAUCAUGAACGAAGCGGGCAUAUCCCGCAUUGCGUGGAGUACUUCAGGCAAUCGUUCAUGUGCCAGGCCGACCUGACCCUCGAGCCCCCGAUGGAUGUGCAUCAUUGGCCGCAGGGGACGAGCGGUUGGGGCAACACGCAUCGCUGCCGCGACUGGGACACGGUUUUGCAGGCGUUGAAGGACCGCUCGAUCCUUCGCGACGGCGGUCGGUGGGUUCGAUAUCGGCCGGGCAUACUGGACUAGACGGGCAGUAGGACAGAUACAUUGUCGUGAUAUGCAACCGUUUCCGCGUGUUGGCGUUAUUCAUCA
This is a messenger RNA of Neohortaea acidophila, 1132 nucleotides long. RefSeq lists its product as uncharacterized. Lineage: Eukaryota; Fungi; Ascomycota; Dothideomycetes; Mycosphaerellales; Teratosphaeriaceae. Gene Ontology annotation, biological process: mycotoxin biosynthetic process. The record is from RefSeq and is a predicted model, not a curated record. The coding region runs from base 209 to 1066 and encodes 285 amino acids. The transcript is spliced from 3 exons.